Humulus lupulus (European hop) is the source of this 2202-nucleotide messenger RNA. RefSeq names its product serine/threonine-protein phosphatase 2A 65 kDa regulatory subunit A beta isoform-like. Bases 192 to 1955 code for a protein of 587 amino acids. Gene Ontology annotation, cellular component: cytoplasm; protein phosphatase type 2A complex. The transcript is spliced from 13 exons. Gene Ontology annotation, molecular function: protein binding; protein phosphatase regulator activity. The record is from RefSeq and is a predicted model, not a curated record. Gene Ontology annotation, biological process: protein dephosphorylation. Lineage: Eukaryota; Viridiplantae; Streptophyta; Magnoliopsida; Rosales; Cannabaceae.
UAAGAUAGCAGAUCUCUCCUCUUUCAAAGAUCUCAAUUUUCAGAUCGAGCUUUUUACGUAACACCUUCUUCCAUAGGGUACCUCUCUCUCAUCUCUGUCUCCUCCUGCCACUUAAUUUGGGGAAUGUUUUCAUCUUUGGAAUUUACGACAAUUGAUCCCAAUUUCUAGGUGUAACGAUCUUGUGGCGAAACAUGGCUAUGAUCGAUGAGCCUUUAUACCCGAUUGCGGUGUUAAUUGAUGAGCUCAAGAAUGAAGAUAUUCAGCUUAGAUUGAACUCCAUUCGCCGGCUGUCCACGAUUGCUCGUGCCCUCGGAGAGGAGAGGACUAGGAAAGAAUUGAUUCCUUUUCUUAGUGAGAACAACGACGAUGAUGAUGAAGUGCUUCUUGCUAUGGCUGAAGAAUUGGGGGUGUUUAUUCCUUACGUGGGAGGUGUAGAUCACGCUCAUGUGUUGCUUCCACCUCUGGAAACUCUUUGCACGGUGGAGGAAACUUGUGUGAGGGACAAAUCAGUUGAGUCCUUGUGUAGGAUUGGGUCGCAAAUGAAGGAAAAAGACUUGGUUGAGUACUUUAUUCCUAUGGUUAAGAGACUGGCUGCUGGGGAGUGGUUUACAGCUCGAGUUUCAUCAUGUGGUUUGUUUCAUAUUGCCUACCCAAGUGCCUCAGAGACUCUAAAAACUGAACUAAGAACAAUAUAUAGUCAGCUCUGCCAAGAUGACAUGCCAAUGGUUAGGAGAUCUGCUGCAACUAACCUAGGGAAAUUUGCUGCGACUGUUGAACCUACAUAUUUGAAAAAUGACAUCAUGUCUAUAUUUGAGGAUCUAACACAGGAUGAUCAGGAUUCUGUUCGGUUAUUAGCAGUUGAGGGUUGUGCUGCUCUUGGGAAGUUAUUGGAACCCCAAGAUUGUGUUGCUCAUAUUCUCCCUGUCAUUGUAAACUUUUCUCAGGAUAAAUCUUGGCGUGUUCGUUAUAUGGUUGCAAAUCAGUUAUAUGAGCUAUGUGAAGCUGUUGGCCCAGAGCCUACCAGGUCGGAUUUGGUACCAGCAUAUGUCCGGCUACUUCGUGAUAAUGAGGCUGAAGUACGAAUAGCAGCUGCUGGAAAGGUCACCAAGUUUUGUCGGAUUUUGAGUCCAGAACUUGCAAUUCAGCAUAUCCUACCGUGUGUUAAGGAAUUGUCAACAGAUUCAUCUCAGCAUGUUCGUUCUGCAUUGGCUUCAGUUAUAAUGGGUAUGGCUCCAGUUUUAGGAAAGGACGCAACCAUUGAGCAAUUGCUGCCUAUUUUUCUUUCUCUGCUAAAAGACGAAUUCCCUGAUGUCCGGUUGAAUAUAAUCAGCAAGCUUGACCAAGUCAACCAGGUGAUUGGAAUUGAUUUGCUGUCUCAGUCUCUGUUACCUGCAAUUGUUGAGCUCGCAGAAGAUAGACACUGGAGGGUUCGUCUUGCAAUAAUAGAAUAUAUACCUUUACUGGCAAGUCAGUUGGGUGUGGGGUUCUUUGAUGAUAAGCUUGGUGCUCUUUGCAUGCAGUGGCUAAAGGACAAGGUUUACUCAAUUCGUGAUGCCGCUGCUAAUAAUGUAAAGCGCCUUGCUGAAGAAUUUGGGCCAGACUGGGCAAUGCAGCACAUCAUUCCACAGGUGUUGGACAUGAUCAACAACCCACACUACCUUUAUCGAAUGACCAUUUUACACGCAAUUUCUCUUCUUGCCCCUGUUAUUGGACCAGAGAUUACUUGUUCCAAACUUUUGCCUGUGGUUGUUAAUGCAUCUAAAGAUAGGGUACCCAACAUCAAGUUUAAUGUGGCUAAGGUGCUGCAGUCUCUUAUUCCAAUUGUUGAUCAAUCUGUUGUGGAGAAGACAAUCCGACCCUGUUUGGUAGAGCUUAGUGAGGAUCCGGAUGUUGAUGUUAGGUUUUUUGCUAAUCAAGCACUCCAAUCAAGCGAUCAGGUGAUGAUGUCUAGUUAGAUGGGUUUUCCACACACUUCUUUGCUUAUUAGAAUGAUCUUCUUUUCUCACGUAUCUUUUUGGUUUUCUUAAAGUUGGCAAGUUAAGGUACACAUUAUUAUUGUGUAUGUAAUGUCUUAAGGUAAAGAUAGUUAACUAUUGUUGCCAUUUGCAUACUGUUUGAGUGCAUUGUUUAUCCCAACCUACACUUUCCAUUCCUAGCUGAAUAUUUUCAAAAUAUUUAUUGAAUUAGUUUGAUUGUACGUUC